AUGGAUAGACAAUCGGACGCGCUGCGUGAACCAACGCGGUCCCCGCAGCCGCAGCCCCCUUCGGCACGGACCCCUGAUCGCGCCACCUCGACGCCCGUCCGGGGCGGCGGGAUCACACGCGCCGAUGCUCCCGGACGCAUUCCCCUGAGCCCGCUCAAAUUCACCUCGGCGCUGCACCCCUCGCCGUCGCAGAUGCCCCCGUCGCACACACCCGGAGGAAGCGCCGCAUCACCGCUGUUGACGUGGGCGAACGAGCUGCCGGAUGAUCCGCAGCGUGCGUCGAACGCAAUGGGCCUGUACCCCUCGUCGCUUGCGCCGCCCUUUAGCCCUGCCGCGCCCCUUCCCCAGCACAGCAACAGCGACCCCUCGCCGUACUUCCCCCCCCCCAGCGAGACGCGCGCGCCGCUGAGCGGUUCGAUGCUGGGCCUGAGCCCCGUAUCGGAGCGCCUUGGGGCGCCACAGACGCCAUCGCGCCUGAUACCCCCCUCGCUCACGCAUGCGCAGCAGCGCAUGUCGCCAGAGCCGAGCAUCUUUGAGCGCGAUAUCGAGCCAGUGCACCACGCGCGCUCGCCACAAGAGGCCAUCGACGUGGCCGUUCCGCCGGUCCUCGACGACGCGGCGAGCGCGAUUGUCGAAGAGUCGGGCACGCUCGAGAUCAUCCAGCCCGAGCACCCCGCAUACGCCCCGUCGCCGCCGCGCUCGCCGAACACGGGCUUUCGUACGAUGCCCACCGCGUCGCAGUCCGGGCAGUGGACGCCGAGCCGCGACGUGCGCGGCCGCCCCCGGAACCUGAGCGGCGGCCAGAGCUCGCGCGAGAAUUCGUUCGACACGCGCACGCGGCAGCAGCAGUACGGCCGGCAGCACGGCCACCGCCGGCCGCUGUCGGACGCGUCGAACGUGUUUACGUCCAUGCCCGGCCGCCUCCGCUCCGACUCGCACUCGGAGCGCGAGCGGCGCAGUCCUCUGCAUGCCGGCAGCCCUCUCACACCCAGCGCGCGGUCAUACUCGAUUCAGCCUGCGACGAGCCCGAGUCUGAGCAUCGACGGAGCGAUCAUUGCAGGCAACGACGUGGCGACGAUGGGACACAGCUUCGGCGGGCUUGCCGACGCCUUUGCGCACCUCGCCACAACGCCGAGCGAGCAGCCGGCGAUCGCUACGCCGGGCUCGAUGGCCUCGCCCCAAGGCUCCUACUUUGCGCUCCAACCCGACGACGCGCCGCGCGCGCCGCGCGACCGCUCGUCGGUGUCAGCGUACGCCUCGCCGAACGCGUUCCGCUACAUGGUGCUCGACCGCGAAGGCGAGCGCUCGCCGCCGACCGUGUCGUCGACGCCGCCGUCGCGCCUCGCGGUGUCUCCGCUGCCGGGCUCGCUUCCCCGUACCUCGCCGAGCGCCAGUGCGCGCUCGUCGACGACGCCACUGCCCGCGCCGGCCAUCACGCCGCGCUCCCCCCUCCCCCGACACACGGCGCCGCCGGCGGGUGCCGACGGCGACCCAUUUUCGCCGCACUUGCAGGUGCCCGGCACCUCGAGUGAGCGCAAACGUCUCUCGUUUAUGGCCUAUGCGGAUAUUGUGAACGACAGCCAGGGCCAGCUGCUCGACCUGGACGAGUCGAUCCAGCUGCAAGUGCAGCAGGAGCAAGGCACCGCCCGACCUGCCUAA
Molecule: messenger RNA, 1659 nt
Organism: Malassezia japonica
Lineage: Eukaryota; Fungi; Basidiomycota; Malasseziomycetes; Malasseziales; Malasseziaceae
Exons: 1
Coding region: 1-1659 (552 amino acids)
Source: RefSeq, a predicted model, not a curated record